Molecule: messenger RNA, 5185 nt
Organism: Monomorium pharaonis (pharaoh ant)
Lineage: Eukaryota; Metazoa; Arthropoda; Insecta; Hymenoptera; Formicidae
Product: profilin
Cellular component (GO): cell cortex
Molecular function (GO): actin monomer binding
Source: RefSeq, a predicted model, not a curated record
GUAAGUAAAGAAGAGCUCGCGAAAUUAGUGCAGAGUUUCGAAGAGCAAGACAUCCUGACGUCGUCGGGGGUUACCUUAGCCGGUAAUAGGUACAUCUACCUGUCGGGCACGGACCGUGUGAUAAGGGCAAAACUCGGCAAAGUCGGCGUUCAUUGCAUGAAGACGACGCAAGCCGUAGUUGUUUCCCUGUACGAGGACCCCAUACAGCCACAGCAAGCCGCAUCUGUCGUUGAAAAACUGGGCGAAUACCUCGUGUCCUGCGGCUAUUAGUAACCUCUGGGACCCAACACAAAUAUCUAAUAUUAAUAAUAAACGAUACGAUCGAUUAUUUUAAUGAACAGCGAAUGGAACAUGCGCCAUGCCGCACGAGUUGCCCCGGAACUGCCGCACGCCCUGCCGCGCAAUCUACGAUGGAAGAUGCAGCAACAGUAGCAGCAGCAGCAGCAACGAUGUAACAACAAUAACAACAGCAACAAUACAUAGCCGAGAACAGCGACUAUCAUUACUGCUCCAGUCAUCAUUUUCUCCUCCUUGAUCUUCGUUUCUUUGACGCGACAUGGAGAACGGGUAGGAAGGCACGCGCGAGAUCAUGCCGAGUAAACGCACUCACUAUACGUAAACAACGACGCAUCCUUUCCCUUCCCUCCCUGCCACCAUCCCUUUUUCUCUCGUUUUCCAUUAUUGCCGUUCGUGUAACACGCUUACGCGGAACCCUCGCUCCUUCUCCUCCUCUUCCUCCUUUUUACUUUUCGGUCAUACACGUAUACGUACUUAAGCAUCUACGUGUGAGUCUCGUAGGUACGCGUGUCCUCUCUCGUGUUCCGCUGUCGUUGCGUUGUACCCUGGUAACGCGCGGCGCGAGCGUCAAAGAUCGUUGGGGAAACUUUGGCGUCUUAUUGAUAACAUCGAUACCGAUAACACGGAUACCGAUGUUACAUUACCACAUCUGCUCUCUAUCUGCUUUCCCCUCCCGCCACCUGUCCUCGUUCCCCGAACAAUCGCGCGGACAACGCGAGUUGUCUCGACGGCUGUGAUGCGCGUGUAAGAUGCGAGAUCGUAUCCGAGACGCCGACGCGUCGUCGUCGCGAAAAGGGACGACGAGGAUCGAUAGCGGCAUCGACGAUCGACCGUUGCCGCCACCGCUACCACCACCGUCACCACCACCACCACCACCAUCACCUUCACCACCACCACCACCACUAUCGUGUGUCUAACUGGCGACACACGUCACGGGACGUCAUCGAUGUCGUGGAUCCGAUGGACGUUGCAGGGCUCGCGAGUGACGCGCUUGCGUACGCACGUACCGGUCUUUGACCGAAAGAGCAAGAAUGCGCGAGAGCGCAAAAAAGCACGACGGAUUAUAAAGUUACAUCCACAAAAGAGACAAGCGACUUGUGUCACCUGAAACUACUAUCGAAGCAACAUAGAGCAACAUUUGUUUGUCGAUGUUCCUCAUUGUCGCCAAGAAGCACAAUUUACCUGUUUCAGCUACUGAAGGAACAUUAAAAAACCCUUAAAAAAUUUUACUCUGAAAAACGUUUUAAGAGGAAACGUUUAAUAGUCUCGAAAUAUUAUAGAAACACAUGGAAACAGAGAACUUGUAUUUCUAUUCCUGGCAAUAAUGAAGAACAUACUGGUACUCUUACGGAAACGGGCAAAAGAAACAUAAAUGUUGCUCUAUGUUGGCAUGGACAAAGCUUUACACGCAUGACGAUUCUUCGCGCGACGACCUCGCUGACUACGCAGAUCCAAUAAUGGUCGUGAGAUUCGCGAAACGGAGUUUGGAAUCUGAUCGUGCCUUUACCAUCAAAAAGAUGCGAAUCGCAAUGGAUCGUGACGUGCGUUGCGAUUCGUCGUGCAACGUUGCAUCAUCCUCCACUUCUUGCGUUAACGCAUUUGGCUUUCUUUUUCCGGAUAAGGAGGAGCACCGGUCGCUUCCGUGAGGAGCUGGUCCUCAGACUUGAAUCGGAGAUCUUCGGAGAUUGCUUCGUUUGAAGGAUAUACUGUAUAAUAAUAAUUUGAUGUAUGCGGAAGCGAUCGAUCUCAUCUCGUAUCAUGUGUUUAACACACUCGAAGUAUACACAUGUUUCGUUCACGCACUAGCUUUACGCGUGCACGAAGAAAGACGCAUCAAUGAUCGAUCGACAAAUAUCAGUAAGAGGAAGAGAUGAAGAAGGAGUGAAAGAGAGAAAGUGUGAAAAAUGGUGUGAGAGAGGAGAGAGAGAGAGAGAGAGAGAGAGAGAGAGAGAGAGAGAGAGAGAGAGAGAGUGAGAGAGAGAGAGAGAGAGAGAACAAUGCAAAGUUUUGUAAACCAUUUUCAUGGCAUUUCGCAUAAACGAUACGGACACACGUAUGAAUUAAAUAUAAAAGAAAGAAGUAAAAUGAUAACAAAUAAUAAUAAACUACUGUGUGUUAGAUUUACCAUCUUUUUCGUAGGGUACGCGAAAGGGUGAACGUGUGCGCGCAAAGUAGAGGGAGAAAGAAAGAGAGCGAAUAGAGCGUGUGAGUGAACGUGAGAGAAAGAUAGACAAUCGAUAGAACGAAUUUUGAAAAUGACAGCGAGAUAACGAGAAGACAAAGAGAAAAAUGUAGGAAAAUGUAGACGAAAAAAAAGUUGGAUGGAGAAAGGUGCAAACAGAAGAUGUACACAUGCGUGUGCGUAUGUGUGAGAGGGAGAAAGAGGAUGUAACACGGUAGCGAGAGCGGAGGUAUGAUGAUGGCGAUAACGAUAGCGGGCGGCGAUAACAAUAAAUGAUGAUAACGAUGACAAUGCGGGCGAGCAUGCGGCAGCGGGUGAUACGGCAUGGAUUGGCCGCAAUCCUGGCCGCCUCCCCCAUUCCCCCCAAGAAUCGAUACGGUCCUUUUAGCUAUUUACUGUCUUUAUUAUUGCUAUGUGUAAGAAGAAUAAAACAAAAUGGCGAACGAUGUGUCAUAAACUGCUGAGAUUUUUAUCGACAAGACGGUGAGAGAGAAAGAAAGGGGAAGAGAGAAUGUAUGUGUGAGUGAAAGAGAGAGCGUUAGAGAGAAAGAGAGAGAUAUGAAAAAAAGAAAAACACAUUCACAUCAGCGUAUAUAUAAAAAAACACAUAUACGCAUCUCACACACACACACAUACACACACAGACACAUCACACGCAUACAUACACACGUAUUGCCUCGUUAUAAGUGCAUGCGAGAAUAAAGGAGUUUUACACGGCAGAUGCAUUCGCAGGUAUAUCGAUAGCGGGAUUUCUCGAGGGGGUCCAUCGAACGAGCCUAAUACCAAUUCGCGAGACGUUCGAGCGGAAAGGCAGCACAGCGUAAUAAGUGAGUGAAGAGAUAUAAAUCCUUUUCUCUCAAUUAGUCUAUAUAUAUAUUUGUGUAGAAAUGGCGGCCUGGUUUCGAUACAUGCGUUGUACGAGAAUGCUGAAAUGUUAAUUAAUACUUAAUGUUUCGCGAUUAUUAGAUAUCUCACUGUUUUAUAUUAAAUAUUAAUAUAAAAAAUAUAUUAAAUUCUGAUACAGUUUGAUAUACUUACAAGACCAUCCUGUUUCUUAUAAUGGCGAGAGAGAGAGAGGGGUGGGAUGGGCGAAAGAGGCGACUUCUUCGCUGGCGUCGACGGAGGAGAGUGCAUGAUGAAAAUUAAUUAGGACGAUUCCGAUUUUUAUCUCGGGAUUAGAUAAUGAUUUGGCACGUGGUACUAUGGUGUAGUCGUUUUCGCCGGGAUCAUCUAAUCGGUUUUAAUCAAUGUUUUUAUUCGCUUGUUGCCCCCGUUAUAUUCAUUCAUUCGCCCGCUUGACGACGGCCUCGCGCGUGGUCGCGUCAUCUUAUCUUUCUCGGACUCGUGUCCUGCCUCCGCAUCCUUUUAGAUCGGUUUCCGGCCGCUGGGCGAAUGGCGCAGUGUGAAACUCGCGAUGUACGCUCGACAUGCACCCAGACAUUUUAAUCGAUCGAAAUCGCACGAGACCUCAUUUCCGACGGAAAGGAAGAGGAAGAGGAGGAGCAAAGGAGAAGGGAGAACAGAACUUUUUUUUCUUACUCUCUUUAACGAGAACGUGUAAAAUGAGGAUGAGCGUGGCGAUAUGGUGUACCUGCGAAUUCCUGCUUGUGUAUAUCUGAAAUUUCCGCGUCGGUUGCGCGCGCAUAUUUACCGAUGAAUGAAGGAACCACGAAUACGCGUACACACGUAUGUGUACACACACAUACACACACAUUCAAGACAGGUUAUACAUACACACAUACACACCGCUACCAAUUAUUACUACUCUACUAUUACUACUGCUACUAUUACUACUGCUACUAUUACUACUAUAAUUGGAUGCUUGUCGAUUCGUCUGACGCCAAGCAGCGGCCCAAACUACUAUGUAACGAUUUUUAUUGAUAACAAAGGAAGGAAUAAAUAUUGAAAUAAUAAUUGUAAUAAAAAAGAGAAAAAGGAGAGAAGGCUAAAUGACUUCUAGACGCUUGUCCAGGCACAUCGAUAUCAGUCUUGCUCUUCCGCGACUCCAUUUCUAUUUGCCUCUUUGUACAUUCAGGGGACGUUAUAUACACGUUCCUUUCUUCUCAGCUACCGAUAUCGGUUUCAAUUUAUUCGUUGUCCCCUUUUAGAGUAAAAAUUAGAAAGAGAUAAAAAUGGCAUUUUAUCUUUACUGAACAGCGGGCUAAUGUAAAUUAUCAUUUUAGCAAAAUGAACACGUGACACAAAAAUAUAAUUACAUAUCUUUUUUCUUGUUAUUUCCGUGUUUUGUUAAUACACUUGCCUUUCAUUUCAAAUUUUUUCGAAAAAGACAUGAUAAACCGAUGGAAUUAUCGAUACUACGGAGUACAAAAUUCUCCAAAUUGGCUUUAUAAAAUUUUUACGUUUAAACACACAAUAAAUCACAAGAUACCUUGAGAGUUUAAGAAGCAAAAAAAAUUAAAACAUAAAUUCAAUCUCUACAAAAAUUCUGUAAAACAAUUUUAUUUUAGUAUACAAGUAAAUGAGGAGAACACAUCUCUUUCCGCCUUGAAGCCGAGAUUUGAUGUGUUAUCUGACGAGAGGAAAGGACGUCGAUCGGAUUGCGGAAAGGGAGGCGCAGGAAGAGAAAUACAUAUAAACGGGAUAAAAUAGAAAAAAAGAGACUUGACGUGAGGGCAACGAGCACAUACGCGCCGGACAAUUAGAUGUAAUUUUUGUAAAGCUGAAAUACAUAUACUUCCUUUUAAA